AUGGAUCGACCAAAUUUUAACCCCCGGCGAUCUGUAGAUAGUGCUCGCUCGGCUUCCUUUACCGCGCCUGCUUCCCCUACCGCUGCUGCUGCACCUGCACCUGCCUCUCCUCUCAAUCCCAAUUUCCACGCCCCGUCGCCACCUUCUCACUCUGCCGUGAGCGCGUCUGCGCCUACCGACAUCCCUUCGCGAUCGAGGCAGGGUCGCUCCGUCUCGCACUCUCUCAACAUCUCCUCGUCCGCCAGCAGGAAGAGCCGGCAUGCUGAGCCUGGAACGACCGACGCCCACUCUGCCACUGCUAGCCUCUCCAUGCCCCCGCCCGCUUCGAUCCCCAUAAAGAGCCCUCGAAGUUCCCUCUGCCGCAGUCGCCGAGAAUCAAACAACUCACUCGAGGCCUGGAGCGAUUCUGCUCUUCAGUUUGCCGACCCCGACGACCUCGAUACCCCACGCCUCAUGUCUGGGUCCAGCCAGCACCAGCAGGAUUCCACUGCCCCAUACCGUCCCCUCCCCGAACCCGCCCUCACAACCCGCGCCUCGUUUUCUUCCGAGUCGGAUCCCAAACGCACAUCUGUCUCCAGCGUCUUCUCAGUCUACUCGCUGGCCUCGGCCCGCGGCGUCGUUCCUUCCUCUUCGGCUCCCGCCACCCAAUCCUCUGCAGCUUCGACCAACGGCUCCGACGGCGGCCCUUCGCGCUCCGUUUCCGGCAUCAUGUCGUCGGGAAAACCUGUCACGAAUGCCUCCCAGCCCGGCGCCGAGCUCUCCAACGUCACCGUAACCACCUCCUCCAACGGCCAGAACGGCAACGCUGCCGCGGGCGGCCAUCACCUGACGCCCCGCGAUACCAAUACUCACGCUCACGAUGUGAUUAAGCGUCCUCGUGCCGAGCGGCCCCAACCCACUCGAUCCCGCAGUCGGAACAAGCGACGGUUCAGCGCGAGCACUGGCGCCAGUAGCCAUAGCCCCAGCAGCGAUCGAGGGCUCUUCCACAGCAAGGAGAAAGAAGAGGGUCAGUCAAGAGAUACAAGCGCGCCGCGACAACGUGUGCCGACGAGCUCUAAUGCACCUGCAGUCAAGCCCGCGCCUUGGGGUGUCAUUGGAGUGUGCGCUUUGGACGUCAAGGCUCGCAGCAAGCCGAGCAGAAACAUUUUGAACCGCCUCAUUGCGAAUCGCGAAUUCGACGUCGUUGUGUUUGGCGACAAGGUCAUUUUGGACGAAGCUUUCGCAUCGGGAUCUUGUAUUUCUUCAUGUGCUCCUGCUAAUACUCCUUCCAGCGACUACCUCAUCUCAUUCUACUCGGAUGGCUUCCCUUUGGACAAAGCCAUUGCGUACGUCAAGGCACGGAAACCAUUCUGCGUCAACGAUGUGCCGAUGCAAAAGAUCCUCUGGGAUCGCCGUCUUUGCUUGAACAUUCUCGAUCGCAUUGGUGUCCCCACUCCGAGUCGAAUUGAGGUGAACCGCGAUGGCGGCCCCAAGAUCCUAACCCCAGAUACAGCUAAGCACAUCAAGGAAAUUACUGGCAUCACUAUGGACCCCGAAGAGCUGGGAUACAACAGGCUACCCCGCAAGGUUGAACUGCUUGACGAUGGCGAUGUUCUCAGCGUUGACGGCACUUUGCUUAAGAAACCUUUUGUUGAGAAGCCCGUAAGCGGCGAGGACCACAACAUCAUCAUCUACUUCCCCAAAUCCACCGGCGGUGGCGCCCGCAGACUGUUCCGGAAGAUUGGCAACAAGAGCUCGGAAUACGACCCGGACCUGAACGUUCCCCGCGCCAUUUUGGAGCCAGAGAACAGCUACAUCUACGAAAAGUUCAUGCGGGUUGACAAUGCCGAGGACGUCAAGGCCUACACUGUCGGGCCCAACUAUUGCCAUGCCGAGACUCGCAAAUCGCCCGUCGUUGAUGGCGUUGUCAGGCGUAACACGCAUGGCAAGGAGCUGCGCUAUGUGACAGCCCUGGAUCCCGAGGAAAAGGAGAUUGCCAGCAAGAUCUCAACCUCUUUCGGCCAGAGAGUUUGUGGAUUCGACUUUUUGAGGGCUGGCGGCAAGAGUUAUGUGAUCGACGUCAACGGUUGGAGCUUCGUCAAGGACAAUGACGAUUACUACGACCAUUGCGCCAACAUCCUCAAGGACGUUUUCGUCAAGGAGAGACUUCGCAGAGGCGGUGUCACCUCCCCGGCGCCGUCCCCAGCACCUUCGGACAUGACCGACCCGCUGGCGUCGCGAGGCAAGGAGAAGGAGACACAGCCAGUUCCUGUGCCAAUGACUCAGAACAAGUCUUUGAGCAGCAUCUCAGCUGGAACGGUACCGCCGUCCGAAGAGGCUCCAGUGCCGCCGCCGCCGCCGAAACACUCUUGGAAACUCAAGGGUAUUGUAUCUGUCAUUCGACAUGCGGACCGUACUCCUAAACAGAAGUAUAAGUUCACCUUCCACACAGCGCCUUUCAUUGAACUUCUCAAAGGCCACCAGGAGGAGGUACUUCUUAUUGGCGAGGCAGCGUUGGCUAGCGUGCUGCAGGCCGUCGAUGUUGCCUUGAGAGCCGGCGUGGAGGAUCGUACCAAGCUGAAGUCCCUCCGUAACGUCCUGGUCAAAAAGGGCGGAUGGGCCGGUACCAAGGUGCAGAUCAAGCCCAUGUUCCGAAAGAAGAAGACGGAAGAGGUCGCCGUUUCAUCAGGCGACGAGCUCUCGCAAGUCUUGAAAGAAGGUGUCGAGACUGAUUUCGCAGAAAAGUCUGAAGAUGCGGUUGCAAAGACAGAGAACUCCUCGCCGUCGAGGAUGCCGCCCAAGAGGCAUGAUUCUCUAUCUGGCGUUACAAUGUCGCGCAUUACGGCAGCGGAGGAGAGUCUAGUUCUGGACAAGCUCCAGCUCAUUGUGAAAUGGGGUGGUGAGCCCACUCACUCAGCGCGGUACCAGGCCCAGGAGCUCGGCGAGAACAUGAGAAACGAUUUCAACCUUCUCAACCGUGAUGUGCUUGACGAGGUUCACGUUUUCAGCAGUUCCGAACGUCGAGUUACCACCAGUGCGCAGAUCUGGGCUUCUGCUUUCCUGGAUCGCAAGGACCUUCCCGAAGACUUCAUCACGAUCCGCAAGGAUUUGCUGGACGACUCGAACGCCGCCAAAGACGAGAUGGACAAGGUCAAGAAGAAGCUAAAGGGCCUCCUGCGUAAGGGUAACGAGCGACCUCCUCAAUUUGCUUGGCCAGAGAAAAUGCCUGAACCGUCGGAGGUCCAGACUCGCGUUGUCCAGUUGAUGAACUUCCAUCGCCGCGUCAUGCACUACAACUACACCAAGCUGCACAACGGCAGUGCUGUUGCGUCACUGAACAAUGCCAUUGCGAACCCCGGUACGGAGAAGCCUGCCAACGGGGACGCUUCGGCCUCAACAAGCUCCACCUCAUCGUCGCUGUCUCAAGCAAAUGCGGUAAGCAACAUUCAACCUAGAUGGUGUUGUGGCGAGGAUGCGGAGCUCUUCCGAGAGCGCUGGGAGAAGCUUUUCGCCGAGUUCUGCGACGGAGACAAGGUCGAUCCUAGUAAGAUCUCCGAACUCUACGACACAAUGAAGUUCGAUGCCCUGCAUAAUCGGCAGUUCUUGGAAUGGUACUUCCACCUCUACAAGGGGAACACCCAGACCAAGGCAAAGACUGACGCCCGGUUCGAGCCGCUCCGGGAACUGUACCAGCUUGCCAAGGUGCUCUUCGACUUUAUUUGCCCGCAAGAGUACGGCAUUUCCGACGGCGAAAAACUGGAGAUUGGUCUCCUGACGUCGCUGCCGCUGCUCAAGGAGAUUGUCCAGGAUCUCGAAGAGAUGCAGGCGUCGAACGAUGCCAAAUCGUUCUUCUACUUCACCAAAGAGUCGCACAUCUACACGCUCCUCAACUGCAUCUUUGAAGGAGGUAUCGAGACAAAGAUCAAGCGAAGCACCAUUCCCGAGCUUGACUACCUCUCGCAGAUUUGCUUCGAGCUGUACGAAUCCGAGACCAAGGCCCCGCCGACACACCAGACGGCGGAGAAGAGCAGACAUUUGCCUACAGCAUUAGGAUUACCAUCAGUCCCGGAUGCCACGUCUUCGACCCUCUUGAUGUUCAACUGGACAGCAAGCACUGCAUCAGCUGCGCUCCACGGCGCAGCCUGA
Colletotrichum spaethianum is the source of this 4125-nucleotide messenger RNA. Its product is annotated as inositol hexakisphosphate and diphosphoinositol-pentakisphosphate kinase. Lineage: Eukaryota; Fungi; Ascomycota; Sordariomycetes; Glomerellales; Glomerellaceae. Bases 1 to 4125 code for a protein of 1374 amino acids. The transcript has 4 exons. The record is from RefSeq and is a predicted model, not a curated record. Gene Ontology annotation, molecular function: diphosphoinositol pentakisphosphate kinase activity; 5-diphosphoinositol pentakisphosphate 1-kinase activity; inositol hexakisphosphate kinase activity. Gene Ontology annotation, biological process: inositol metabolic process; inositol phosphate biosynthetic process. Gene Ontology annotation, cellular component: cytosol.